ACUUACAGCCUUAUCUGCUGGCUUCAUCACGACCGUCCAAUCCCGAUCAGGGAUAAACUGGGAAAAAAAAUUUCUUCUUUAUAUAUCCCGUCGCCUCCGGCUCGCAGCUGCAAGUUCCAAUCCGCUCCCCCCGACGCCGAACGCCGUCCCUCCAGCUGCACCGAGCAGCGGCCAUGGUGAAGAAGCCCAACGGCGUUGCCAAGGCCACUGCGGCCUCUGCCGGCGCGGCGGCCGGGCCAUCCAAGGCGAAUCCGUCCACCCCUGGGUCGAUUAAGACCUCGAAGUUUAAGAAGCGGAAGGUCAAGGCCAACCGCGAGAAGGCAGCGGCCGCCGCUGCAACUGUUGACCAAGUCUCAUCGGUGGGCGCAGUCACUGCUGGUGGCGAUGCAUCUGCAUCGGCGGUCUUACCGCAGCCAUCCCAUGUUGCUGAGGCAUCACCUGUGGCACAAAUGCCAGAGUCAGCCACUACUGCUGAGGCAUCACCUGUGACACAGACGCCUAAGCCAGCCACUGCUGAAGCAUCAGCUUCGGCGGCAGAGCCAAAGCCAAAACCUGCUGAUGCUGAUGCUGAUGCUAAUGCUGAUGCUGCGGCUGCACCUGCCGCAAGCAAGGGAAAGGGUGUGGGUGCUGAUAAUAGAAGUGGUGAUGGAAGGAUGAAGAGCAGAAGAGUGAGGACUAGGAAUGGCAAGGGGAAGGAGGUUGAGGAGGAUGGAGGAAGUAACGGAAAAGGGAAGAAAGCUGCUGUGGGCAAGAAGGAAGAAAAGGGUGCAGGGUUUAUAUUCAUGUGCAAUGCAAAGACUAAGCAGGAGUGCUACAAGAACCGUUUGUUCGGGCUACCCAGUGGGAAGAUUGGAAUGGUCAAGAAGAUCAGGCCAGGGGCAAAGCUGUUCCUGUAUGAUUUUGAUUUGAAGCUUCUGUAUGGUGUGUACAAGGCAGCAUCAAAUGGUGGGAUGAACCUUGUCCAAGAAGCAUUUAAUGGGAAGUUCCCUGCACAGGUUAAGUUUAAGAUUGAAAAAGAUUGUCUGCCUCUCUCUGAGAGUAGUAUCAAGCAUGCUAUUAAGGAAAAUUACAGUGCAAGGAGCAAGUUUGACCCAGAGCUCACUUCAAAACAAGUCUAUAGGCUACUUGCUCUGUUUAAGCCUGUCAAUGUACCUCAGUCUGCUCCAAAUAAUCACUGUGGAGAAAGGCGCCACUAUGAAGAACGAAGGCAGCCAUAUCAUUAUGAGGAAAGGCGACCUUCAUUGCCUAUCGAAGAAGUGCGUCAACCACGGUUUGAUGAGGAAAGGCGCCCUGCGGUUGUACAUGUUCCUCUUGAAGAUCCAUAUAGGGAACCACGCUUUGCUCCACUUCCUGUUGAGUCUCAGCUUGGCCAUUCUUUGGCUGGUGGUCGGGGUGAUCACCACAGAUAUUAUCAACCAGCUGAGCCUCGACACAUUCCUCUUGCUCUAGAGCCUCGACAUGUUCCGCUAUCCUUAGAGCAUCACCAUGUGCCUUCUGUGCCAGAGCUUCGACAUGUCCCAGCUGCUUAUUAUCACACUUUGGCUCCAUCCAGUGAUUCAUACUAUCGGUCUGUAGAGAAUCUGGCACCUGAGCGAUAUGCUGACAGGGAUCCAAUCAUUCCUAGGGAUCCCACAAGACUGCCGGGUGAGAUAUCUGCUCGGGCAGACCGCUUGGAGGAUCUCUACCGGACUGGGGGAAUUUCUGCCCGUGGUGCACAUGUGGAGGAGCUGUAUCCUCCAGGGGAGAUUGCUUCCCGUGCUGACCGAGUGGGGAUCACCACUCGCGCUGAUCGUUUGGAGGACCUCUACCGCUCUGACAGACUCAUUACCCGUGCUGUGGACCCCCUGCCUCGUUCAACCUAUCAUACAGCUGCUUACGAGACACACCCUGCUUAUGCUGAAGCAAGCACAAGGCCUGUCUUUUCAAGGGUCAAUGGACCCGGUGUCCCAGUUUCGUCACUCUAUUCCUUCUCUGGUGCGCCAGCGUACCGGUGAUGAGUGAUCAGAACUCAUCGCUUUUGUUGAAAUUCUCACCUUCAAUGUGUGAAGUUAGGAUGCCUGUCGCUAUAACUGCAACUGUUGUUUACAUUAGGUUCAGUUCUAUAUUUCCUUAAACAUCCAUCGCUGGAUGAACAGCAUUCGGUAUCUAGUUUAUGUUGCAUAACCUCCUGCCAUGCUUGAUUCUCAUUUUAUCCUGCAGAUGGAAUGAUGCCCCCCCCCCCCCCCCUGCAGAUUUACUAGAUUCUUGGUA
Messenger RNA from Panicum virgatum (switchgrass), 2250 nucleotides. RefSeq lists its product as uncharacterized. The transcript has 5 exons. NCBI's taxonomy places the organism in Eukaryota, Viridiplantae, Streptophyta, Magnoliopsida, Poales, Poaceae. Bases 174 to 1994 code for a protein of 606 amino acids. The record is from RefSeq and is a predicted model, not a curated record.